AUGUCUAGUCUCGCCGUUUCAAUCUUUCUUCUCUUUCUCUCCAAUUCUGUCCAAGAAUUGGAAGUAGCAUUUGCUGCUAGAUUUCCUCCCAAUUCAGUUGCUUCCUCUCAACUAGAGUUUUGGUCCGACAAUGUUGUCAAUCCAAUGCCUGAAUCAAUUGAAUCAAAACUCUCUUUAUUAUCCAACCAAGAUUCUGCCCUAACUUCUUCUUUUACAUCAAACCAAGAAUCCUUCAAUCAGAAUGGAUUUUGCUCCAAAGCCAAUUUGGCUUGCACCCCAUUAUCAGAAAAUACUUUAGCUACGAUCGAGGCCACUCGAAAUCUAAGUGGAUAUAAAGUUUCUAUUAGCAGCAAAGCUUUUGAUUUACAUGAUGAACAUGCCUCCUCAUCACUUGACCCCAACUUUUUCUUCAGGCUUUCAUCAGUUCUUCAAAAAGGGAGACGAGUCCAAAUUCCGAGCUUUGAUAAAACAAGUCUUCCUCCUCGCUCAUUCCUUCCGACUAAAAUAGCAUCCAAAAUAUCCACCACAGAUUCAGCUGAUCUCCAGAAAGUUUUCCCGAACUUAUUCGCUUCCGAGCCAAUGAAAGAAACCAUCGAAAGAAGUAUCGGGUAUUGUAAUGUUCCAGCCCUAAAAGGCGAAACCAAAACAUGUUCCAACUCAUUAGAGGACAUGAUAGAAUUCUCGAAAAAAGCCUUGGGGGAGAAAAAAUUAAUCUCACUGAGUACUGAAAGCACGAGAGGGUCAGGAAAAGAGCUUGAAAUCGGAAACAUCAAACAGUUCCACACUAAAAUGAUUGUGUCUUGCCAUGAAGUUUUCUUUCCAUUUGCCACUUACUUUUGCCAUUCGCUUCCCUUAUCAAAUACACGUCUUUACGCAGUCGAUUUUGUCGAUCCGGAAACAAAAGCUCAUGUUAAUAGGAUCUUGGCAGUUUGUCACUUGGAUACAUCUGAAUGGCCAGCUGAACAUAUGGUUUUUAAGACCCUGAACAUUUCUCCGGGACAAGGUGAGGCUUGCCAUUGGUACAGAAAGGAUGAUCCUCUCUGGAUUGGCAGCAACGGAGAGAAAAAGAAAGCCCAAACUUGGAUGGAAUCCUAG
Messenger RNA from Oldenlandia corymbosa var. corymbosa, 1095 nucleotides. The record is from the annotation of a GenBank genome assembly. NCBI's taxonomy places the organism in Eukaryota, Viridiplantae, Streptophyta, Magnoliopsida, Gentianales, Rubiaceae.